Messenger RNA from Nothobranchius furzeri (turquoise killifish), 2932 nucleotides. RefSeq names its product gastrula zinc finger protein XlCGF57.1. Gene Ontology annotation, cellular component: nucleoplasm. The record is from RefSeq and is a predicted model, not a curated record. Gene Ontology annotation, biological process: regulation of transcription by RNA polymerase II. Gene Ontology annotation, molecular function: RNA polymerase II cis-regulatory region sequence-specific DNA binding; DNA-binding transcription repressor activity, RNA polymerase II-specific. Lineage: Eukaryota; Metazoa; Chordata; Actinopteri; Cyprinodontiformes; Nothobranchiidae.
UUGGUUAAAUAUGCUGACACUUCAAUGACUGUCAAAGAGAAGGGGCUCGCGACCGAUCCAAGAUGGCGGCGCCACCGCUGGUCGUAACGCUUUGUUGCUGCUCACUGUCCAGAGGGUGGCGGUAGUAUAUGUUUACAUCGGUUGCUAACCAUUAAAACCCAGUAACAGGGGAAUAAAAACACCGGAAGCUGAUAGCAGAGCUAGCUUGUUGUUGUUCUGGUGUGUGAGGUGAAUAUUUGAGGCUCUGCAGUAAAAAUGUCUUCACUUCAGUCUCUGGGUGAGUUGAUCAGCUAAAGCGACUAACUGCUGCUGCAGAAAUCUUCUCACCAGGCUGUGGAAACUUUCUCCUCCUCAACAACUUGGUGCAAGUUCUUUCCAGAAGCAGAGAAGAUAUUCUGUGGUCUUCGUGACAAUCGGAGCUCCAAAAGCAGCUGUUAGCUAAACACGGCUAAAGAAAACCUGCUACCACUUCAGGAUCAUCCAUCAGCUGGGACUGAUUCAUCGUGUUUACUUCACCAUCUGGAUCUGGACAGCAUGGAUACAGAUGUUCAACAGAUGGUGCUGGUUAAAGAAGAAGCUCCCGAAGAACAUAGUGCUGGUGUGGACCAGAAGGAUCCAGAACACCUCCUUCUAAUGGAGGAAGAGGAGGAAAUGUGGACCAGCCUGGAAGGAGAACAGCUUCAUUUGAAAGAUGAGAUUGAUCCCACCAGGUUUCCAUUCACAGCAAUUUCUACGAAGAGUGAGGAUGAUGAAGAGAACCCUUUUUCCUCACCGCUUCGUCAGCAGCGGCAAAUGGAAGAUGGGGAUAUUCCAACCAGCAGCUCAGCUAACCAGAUUACAGCAGAAACUAGCAGGAACCCAGAUCUGAACCAUCACAAACAGACAUUAAGUUCUACAGUGACUGAAGUUGGUGGAGAUGAUGAAGAAGUUGAUGACGAUGUGAAUCUAGACUCUGGGCCUCAAACUGGAGAUGGAGACAAUGACUGGAAUGAGAGCAGGUCUUAUGAGUCAGAUGUUAAGAUUGUCAACAAAUCCUUCAGCUGCCCUGAGUGUGGUAAAGAGUUUCUCCACAAGUCGUCUCUGCAGAAACAUGUAGAAGUGACAGGUCAUUUAGCAGGAAGGUCUUCAGGCUGUUUAGUUGAUAAGAAAUUUGUUAAAGUGAAGCAACAUGUGGACUCAUGCCGGAAAGUUCAGAAAGAAUCAAAGUCAUUUAGUUGUGAUGACUGUGGAAAAAUAUUUAGUCAUAAGAAAAAUUUAAACAGUCACAUGAGAGUCCACACAGGACAGAAAACUUUUGUCUGUGAACUCUGUGGACAAAAAUUUAGCCGUAAGUCAAGUUUAGACAUUCAUGUGAGAGUCCACACGGGAGAAAAACCUUUCACGUGUCAGUUCUGUGGACAACGAUUUAGGCAGAAGGCAUAUUUAAACAGACACAUGAGAGUCCACACAGGACAGAAACCUUUUGCCUGUGAAAUAUGUGGACAAAGAUUUAGUCAAAAGGCACAUUUAAACAGUCACACAAGAGUGCACACAGGACAGAAACCUUUGGUCUGUGAGCUCUGUGGAAAAAGCUUUAGUCAUAGGACAAGUUUAAACCGACACAUUAGAGUCCACACAGGACAGAAACCUUUUGCUUGUAAGCUCUGUGGACAAAGAUUUAGCCAAAAGGCAACAGUAAACAGUCACAUGAGAGUCCACACAGGACAGAAACCUUUUGCCUGUGAGCUCUGUGGACAAAGGUUUAAUGUCAAGUCAAAUUUGAAAAGUCACAUGAGAGUCCACACAGGACAGAAACCUUUUACCUGUCAGCUCUGUGGACAAAGAUUUAGUCAAAAGGCCCAUUUAAACACUCACAUGAGAGUCCACACAGGUCAAAAACCUUUUGCCUGUGAACACUGUGGACAAAAAUUUAGCUAUAAACAAAGUUUAAACAGUCACAUGAGAAUCCACACGGGAUAGAACUCAGUUACCGAGCUAUUCAUUGCUAAAUCAAACGUUUUUCUGAUAAACUGUAAGAAAGAGUGUCUAAUAUUGCUGUAGACAAGUGAGGUCAUUGUGUUGGCAUUUUAGUGCAUCUUAUGUUAAAUAGAAAUGUUCUGCCUAAAACUGCUAGUGUAGCUCCCUCUUCAGGUAAAAACUGUGCUCUACAUUGAUUUUAAAUCAGCCAUUGCUAUAUGCAAAGAGGUAUCCAGUGAUGUUGCCGCCAGUACCAUAUUAUGUCAGCAGUACUGCCAUUGUGGGGUGUAAAAACAACAGUCUUUGCUACUCCUCCAUAGUGAGUUAGAGUUAGAAAAGUGAUAGCCUUGGCUUUGGUUCCUAGAUAUUCAUCUUGUACCCUGAUUACUGUCCAUUAUCCUAGAUCAGGUCUGCAUCUGACCUAUGAGAAACGUCUUCCUGGCCAGUGAGCCAUAUAUUGUGGUCCCCAAGCUGUAAAUGUUUUGCUAAAUUCCUGUUUCCAUCGAGAAGCUGAGUAGUAUUAUGUGCUUUGCUCAUAAUUAAACAAUGAUGAGCUUCAACCUGAGCUACUGUCCUUUUAGGUUUCACUUAUUGAGUGUUGCAGCAGAGAGUUUAGCAUGGCAUCUAUACUCUAAUGUUAAAUGGUUUGUGUAGUGUAGAAAUACUUGUCAUUUACCAGUGAUUUGUAUUUUGUAAAUUGCAUAAAUAUAACUAUAGAUCUUUUAAGUUGUUUAGUCGGUGGUUGCAAGAUUGGCCCCAGCUAGGGUGACUCGUCAAAUGUAGGACAGAAACUACUCAAUGUGGAACAAUGUCAAAUUAUAAUGCAACAUAAAAGAAAAUUUCUAUUCUGCCUUUUAGCUCAAAAAACACUGUUUAAUAUACAUAUAAUUAUUAUUAUUAUCAUCAUCAUCAUCAUCAUAUAUUUCAUGUACUGUAGAUUCUAUUUGAAUUAAACUUGAACAAGCAAACAGAAAAA